AUGAGCAACAGAGGCGCGUGGGAAAGCGACGAUGACGAUGACGACGCCGUUGCUGGUGGGAGUACUGCCGGUCAACCCGAGCUAGACGAAGAGUUUGAGCGAUUUCAAGAGCACAAGGCUGCGGAGAAGCGAAGAGCCGCCGAGCUUCGUGAAGCUGAGGCCCGCUUACGCGAAGAGCAAGAACAAAGGAAGGCCGAGCAACGGCAGCAAGCGCUGCAGGCGGAGCAGCGUCGUCGAGAGCAACAGCAGCUGCAGAAGGAGCAAGAGGCUGCUGAAGAGGCCAAGCGGCUCGAGGCAGAGCGAGCGGCUCGUGAGGAGGAGCGAUUGGCCGCUAUUGCCGCUGCUGAGCAGAUGCAAUCUCAUAUGGAAACCGAAGCCGACGUGGGUGGGGAUGAUGAUGAAGACGAUUUUCUAGAUGACUGAGAGCUUUUAUUCAAGACGUUGACUAGCAAGCGCUUCACGGCCCGGCCCCUGCGGCGAGAACCUCCAAGAGGUCCUUGUAUCAUACAUUCACUUGGUUGUCGUGGUGAGGGCGAUGUCCCUGAAUUGACUAUUGGCACAUG
Monosiga brevicollis MX1 is the source of this 563-nucleotide messenger RNA. RefSeq lists its product as uncharacterized. The transcript has 3 exons. The record is from RefSeq and is a predicted model, not a curated record. The coding region runs from base 1 to 423 and encodes 140 amino acids. NCBI's taxonomy places the organism in Eukaryota, Choanoflagellata, Craspedida, Salpingoecidae.